GACCUGCCGGCGGAGGAGGCGCCCCCUCAAGGAGAGAAGAAGAAAUACCUGUCCCCCACGUCCCGGAAGGACCCCAAGUUUGAAGAACUGCAGAAGCUGCCCAAGGCCGCACCUCGCUCCUGGUCCUCUCGUCGGCCGUGAGUCUGCGUCUGUGGCCGUCAUGCCACCUGGGCCCAAGUAGGUGUGGGGACUGUUUCCCUCUGCCCUGCUUCUCCAGACUCUGUGGCCUUCUGGUGCCUCUUCCAGGAAGGCCUCCUUACACCAAGAGACUGUGGGCCAUUUUCUGUCCUUCCCACUUAUCCAGCCACCUUCCCCACCUGGCUCCAGUCACAUGGAAGAGAGACAUUUGUGCCCACCCCCCACCCCCCCGAAACCUGGCUGGGUGUCCUCAUCCUCUUAGUGUGGAUGAGGGUCACCUUCUUCCAGGAGGUGACCCUGCGACAAGGAUCUGGGUGCAAGCAGUUGAGCUGAGACGAGAGUGGGGAGGGGCUGACAUGGCAUGAGCGAUGGGGCUGGUGCAGCCCUGGGCUCCUGCCAGCAGCGGGGUGGGGUUUAGCUCAGGGCUGCUCCCCCGUGGAGUGCAGAGGCAGGGAGGGAGCUGGGCCAGGGCCCCUGAACGCAGCCGUGACAUUCCAACCUCCACCUCCAUCGCGGUCCCCAUUCCCAGUUCCCAUGGCGGCGCGCCCCUCCCUCCUGGGCCCUCGCUGUCACUUCAGCCAUCUUUUUCUCUCUCUACGUUUCUUUUACGUUUUUGCCAUACAGCGCAUUCACCAGAGAGAAACAGAGAGGGAAAGGGGGACAGCACCCCGGGGGGACGGCCAUACCAUAAUCCCUUCUCUAUUCUCCUCUUGAGCUUUUGGGCACACACGCACAUGCAGCCGGCAUGAUUCUCAAGCCACCAGGUCCAGGCCUGGAACCGCAGUCGUCCAUGUGGGACCCGGCGCCUUACCCUCCACGCCUCUGCUGACUCCCACUUCAGUCAUAUUUCUGGCCUUCCCAGCCUGGAUCCCAGGCGUGCAUGUGCUGAUGGAGUGGAUCAACGGCAUGCUCCUUCCUGAGCACAUCGUGGUGCGCAGCCUGGAGGAGGACAUGUUCGACGGGCUCAUCCUCCACCAUCUGUUCCAGAAGCUGGCGGCGCUCAAGCUGGAAGUGGAGGAGAUCGCGCUGACUGCGGCAAGCCAGCGGCGCAAGCUCGCCGUGGUCCUGGAGGCCGCGAACCGGAGCCUGCAGGUGGAAGAGACGCAGGCCAAGUGGAGUGUGGACACCAUCUUCAACAAGGACCUGCUGGCCACCUUGCACCUCCUUGUGGCCCUGGCCACACGCUUCCAGCCCAGCCUGCAGCUCCCACCCAGCGUCCAGGUGGAGGUCAUCACCAUUGAGAGCACCAAGAGUGGCCUGAAGUCAGAGAAGUCGGUGGAGCAGAUCACUGAGGGCAGCACAGACAAGGACCGACCUUCGAAGGAUGUCUUUGAUGAAUUAUUUAAACUGGCUCCCGAGAAAGUGGAUGCCGUGAAAGAGGUACGGGAUCAAAGCCUGGGCUCCCGCCCACCCGCCUGCGUCUCGAGGGGCCCAGGGAAGGAAAUGGCUCCUUGCUUCACAUCUGCAGGCCAUCGUGAACUUUGUCAACCAGAAGCUGGAGCGCCUGGGCCUGUCUGUGCAGAGCCUGGACACCCAGUUUGCCGAUGGAGUCAUCUUACUCUUGCUCAUUGGACAACUGGAAGGCUUCUUCCUGCACUUAAAGGAAUUCCAUCUUACUCCCAGCUCGCCUGCAGAAAUGGUGAAGUGAAGGCUGGAGGGAAGUCUUCCCAUCUGUCCAUCUUCCUGCCUGUCCAUCUACCUGCCCAGUCCAUCCACUCACCCGGUCUAUCCACUCAUCUGUUCACUGAUCCCUCUGUCCGUCCACCCAUUUAUCCAUCGUCAUCCAUGACUCACCCUCUCGCCCGUUCCCCCACCCCCACUAUUUCUCCACUCACCAUCCAGCCACCCACCCUUGAUUUUACUCAUCUACCCGCCGCCAUUCCACCCCCCACCAUCUCUUCACCCACCCAGCCACCCACCUGUCCAUCCAUCAACCCACUCACCCAUCGGCCUGUCCAUUCAUUCAUUCAUCCGGCUAUCCAUCCGCCUGCCUGUCCAUCCACCUUCUGUUUGUCCUUCUGCCCACCCAGCCCGUCCCCACGCCCAGCCCCUCACCUCAAGGCUGUGUGGUGUAGGCCGUGUGCUGUGGGACAUGGAGACAGACCCUGCAGCCCUGCUCCAGGACUGCCCACUCCCCGCCCUGUGCUCCCAGCACUGCCUGGCUUCUGAGCCACAGUGACAUGCGUUGGUUCGUGGUGCGUGGGUCAGCGGGGCCUGAGAGAAGAGUGGUUAGCCUAAUCUCAGGGAGGCAGAAAGGCAUUGUGUCCACGAUGUCAUGGAAAGUUGGGAGUUAAUGAAGAAUAGCAUCCCAAGAGGAGAGAACGGUGUUAGCGAAGGCAGAGAGGAAAAGGGGUGUCUCAGGGUGGUGUCCACUCUGACUGCAGGGGCUGAGCGGGCCGGGCAUGGGCUUGUGGGGUAUGCCGGGUAGGAGGCAAGAGUUCCUGUGGACCCUGGAGGCUGGCUGGGAGAUGGCUACACCGGUCCCGACAGGCAGGGCUAUAGGCUGACCCGGGGAGAGUGGAGAGAAUGACCAGGCCGAGGGAGGUUAGAGGAGAGCUGGGAGCGCCAGGUGAGCUCCAGAAACGCAGGUCUGAUUGCGCCUCCCCGGCUGGCGUCGGCCUCUGCUCUUAGGCCUCCCUGCACCUGCCUAGGCCCUGGGCUCCUUGCACUGCCCCACCUCUGGGCCGCCACACAGGCUGUUCCCCUCCUGGGAUGCUCUUCCUGCAUGUCGGACCUGUCCGGUCAGGUGUGGGCAUUCUCACCGCUUUCCAAAUGAGGACACUGAGGCCACGGGGAGCAGUGUCUUACCGUCAUCUGGUGUGGGAAUGAGUGUUCCCUGCCAGGCAGAGGCCUGGGCUCUCCACGCCAGCUCCCUGCCUCCACCUCUGGCUCUGGGCUGAUCCCUAGCUCAGCCCACCCCGCAGGUACACAGGCCACAGGCCACAAGAGUUCAGAGAACCGUGGAGAAGGAAGCUCUGGGGACUUGUGGUCUCGGUCCCCGACUCUCCCUGUGCCCACCAGCCAUGGAGUCUAUAAGCAUCAGCCGUCCAGGGGGCAGCUUCAGACCCAUGCCAAGGAGUGCUGGAGUAUGGUCGGCUGGUGGCCUGGGUCGACCCUGGGCGGACGGCUUAUCUCUGUCUACACAGAGUCCCUGUGGCCCAGGGCAGAGACGUCUCUCUCCCUGGCAGAGGCAGGGCCGGUGCCUGCGCCCAGGCCAGCCUUUGGGGCCGUUUGUGGGGAAGGAAAUUGUUUCCGCCUCCUUUCACAAGCCCAGUGCACCCUGGGGUGGGAGGGGCCUGCGCUGUGGGGCUGGGUCAGACUUCUUGGCCCACCUGGGGCCCAUUGCAGGCCAGGUCCCUCCCUGGGCUCCUGCCCCCUCUGAACCUCCCCUCUGCUCUGCUGCAAGCAGCCGGGGCUGCGGGGUGUUUCAGCUCAGACCCUGUGGCCGAACUGUCACAACUGCAGGAACGUUUAACGGAACUGCUGGAAGGGCACUGAAGAGGGUGGGACUGACAGCCCCUCCAAAAGGUGGGACAUCGGCGCAGUCCUGUGGCAUUGUCCUCUGGCCAGGGUAGCCUCUAGGCAGAGGGCUUCUCAUUUCCAGACUCCGUUGCCCUCGCUGUUUAUGUAAGUGUGUCGCUGGUUAUGGGGAUAGAAGCUGGGGACGGAGGGACAGCGGUGACCAUUGGCUCUGCAGAAAUCAGACCAGCGAGCCGGGAAGCUCUGACCUCCUCCCACAGCUCAGUUCUCUUCCCCGGGAGGGUUUGGGUGCAGCCUCCUGGGUCGUAGCCUCCUCCGUUCUCUAGAGCAAGACGGUGUUCCCUUCAUCUUCUCGAGCCUGUGCAGAGGAAAAAUGGUGCUCUGGGUAGUGGGGCGAGAGGCUGGAGCCCUUCCAGGGACCGUCUUCAGUUCAGAUUGAACAUGGCGAGGAAGAGGUGACCACCAGUGGCAAGCUUGGGCACCCCUAGUGUCACCGCCAGCAGUUUGUGCGACACAGACGCCCCAGGGCGGGAAGCCCCUGCUGCGUGGCCUGCACGUACGAGGGACUUCGAGGCAUUUGUGGAGAAGUGGAAUUAGCACACAAGUUUGUUUUGGUGCAAAAAUACUGAAAUCCACACACAAGCUUUGUGAAGACUCCUCGCGGUAGAGGGUCCCUCUCUGCCCUGGGCCCCGCUUUGGUUGAGGCUGGCUCGUUGAGUACAUGAAAGGACUCGUGACCGAGCACAGGUGGGCGGGUCUCGCGUCCCACUCUCCUAGCAUUUGCUCUCUGCGCCACGGCCGACCACGAGGACAGCAGACACCAUCCCCGCCCUCACGUCCGGGGAUCCCAGUCCGGGGCAGAGUUGGGACAGAGCGACAGAAGGGGCGGCUGGGUGCUGGUCUGCUCACUCCAAGAUCUCCUUCCACUGGUCUGGACAUCCCAGAGGCGUGCCCGCCUUCCGGGAGCAGCACGUGAUGGCUGCCCCCGCGGGAGCCAGCCUGCCGGGGCGAGCCACUCGGGCCACGCUCCCUUCCACGUCUCGGCCUUGGCUGCUUCUUCCCUUGUCUUUUCAACCCACCGCCAGACAGGAAAAGAGGGAGAAGGCGCUCCCCACUGGGUGUGGCUGCCCACAGCCCUUCUCCUCCCUUUCCCUAUCCCAUGAGCAUCUGGGACACACACACACAUGCUUGGCAUGGUUUUUAAGCCAGCAGGGCUGGGCAUCGAACCAGUAGGCCUGUGGGACCCGGCUCUCUGUGCACAGCGCCUGGCUGCUGCCGUGCUGCAGCUGCACCACCUCGCGUUUGGUCACGUGGCCACCUUGGAGAGGCAGGCUGGCAGGGCCCCACUGUACAGGUGAAGCAAUCGAGGCCCAGCCAGGACGCACGACUGCCGGAGGUCACCUGUGGGGUCUUCAGAACGUUCGUGGGAAACGCAUAAUAUGAGAACACUGCCCGGAUGUCAGAAUGGCUUGCACCAAAAUAAACCCGUGCUUUAAUUUCAUGUUUCCACACACUUUUUGAAGCCCCCUCAUGCUGGAGUUGAGGGCGUGGGUACUGCGGUACCAAGCUGCCAACCCGGAUCUCCAGGCUGUUCCUGCCCGGACCCCCCAGGAAGUGGCCCACUGGUCAGAGUCUGGCUUGGCCCUGACUGGGUUGCCAUGGGAACCGUGGCGGAGCGCAGAGUGGGACUGGGACCCCUGCUGCAUGCCGGCUGCCUGGUGGGGAGGGCCAGUGGGGACCCCACAGUGACCCAUGGGCUGCUGAGGCCACAGCGGGAAGGACUUGUCUGAGGCCCUGCCGCGGCUCCGGGGCUUGUCCUGCUUCGCCCACACCCUCUCUGUCGAGCACGCUGGCCGCUGCCCCAGGGAGAGGCAGGGUCUGCUUCAGCUGUUUCUGAGCCAAGGGAGAGCCCAGAAUGGAAAGGGAGGGCGG
Messenger RNA from Tupaia belangeri chinensis (Chinese tree shrew), 5550 nucleotides. RefSeq names its product parvin gamma (gene PARVG). Lineage: Eukaryota; Metazoa; Chordata; Mammalia; Scandentia; Tupaiidae. The coding region runs from base 1027 to 2307 and encodes 426 amino acids. The record is from RefSeq and is a predicted model, not a curated record. Gene Ontology annotation, cellular component: focal adhesion; actin cytoskeleton; cytoplasm. Gene Ontology annotation, biological process: establishment or maintenance of cell polarity regulating cell shape; cell projection assembly; actin cytoskeleton organization. The transcript has 12 exons. Gene Ontology annotation, molecular function: actin binding.